Molecule: messenger RNA, 4771 nt
Organism: Manis javanica (Malayan pangolin)
Lineage: Eukaryota; Metazoa; Chordata; Mammalia; Pholidota; Manidae
Gene: HAP1
Product: huntingtin associated protein 1
Biological process (GO): anterograde axonal transport of mitochondrion; vesicle transport along microtubule; protein targeting
Cellular component (GO): dendrite; cytoplasmic vesicle; mitochondrion
Molecular function (GO): signaling receptor binding; myosin binding
Source: RefSeq, a predicted model, not a curated record
GUGGAAUUCCUGGGUCAAAUGGUAGGUCUGUUUUGAGCAUUUUGAUGCACCUGGGUUGGACACUUUUAAGUGGUGAUUUUUAUUGUAUGAGAAUUAUACAGCUGUUAUUUUUUUUUUAAGAGACAAGGAUGUUAUGGAUUACAUGUUUAUGCCCCCCCAUUCAUCUGUUGAAAUACAAACACCCAAUGUAAUGUGGGCUAAAAUGCAAAAUAUUACUGGAUUCAUGAUUUCUCUGCUCCCACCCACCUAGAGCACCCUGUCAGAUAGGUACUUUCCAUUUCUCUCAAUCAUAGCUCCUUGUCUGUUUCUUUCAGACAACUCACCACACUGUGUAAUUAUCUAACUUGUCUUCUUGCUUAUCUGUCUUCCUUUUUAGACUCGAAGUCCAGGAGAUCUGGGAUCUAGUUUCUCUUGUUCCCUACUGUAGCCUGAGACUCUGUCUGGCACAGUGCCUGGUAUAUAUAGUGGGCACUCAAUAAAUAUUUGUGACACGAAUGAGUGAACCCAGAUAAAAGGAAACAUUCUUAUUAAUCACAGUGUUUCUCCACUGGAAAGCUGAUGAACAGGACACUCUGAACCCUCUUCUUGGGUUGUGUCUGCUAUUCCACGCUGUGUCAAGGACACCUGGCCCUCCAGGCACAUUGUCAGUACUGGGUCCCAGAUGCAGUCCUUGUUCUGGGCUCAGGCUUAGAGCGGUGGUGGCUGUGGGGAAGAGAAGCUUCUGGAAUUCCUUAACGUAGAUAGGAGCACGAGUGAGAGCCGUGGGAUGGACAAUCAUGUGGAGGGGGAGGAGGGGGAGUGGGGAGCAUCACAAUAAUCUAGGAGAGGAUGAAGCCUCAACAGCAGCAGGGCUGUAGGGGACAGGGCACAUCUGAGAGAUAUUUAGGAGGUAAAUUAAGCAGGACUUGGUGGUUUGAUUGGGUAUUGAAGAGAAGAAACUUGGAGCACCCAGAGUGAUCUCAAGGCUUUAAACAAAUCAGUGCCAGAGCCCUCUCCUUUUGGCCUGUAUGUUCCUCAGUCCACAGGCACGGAAAUGGCCCCACAGUUCAUUCAGGACUUACGGUGGCCCUCGCAGGUAUCCUGUCCCCCGUUGAGCUCUGACGCACACGCUCCCUGCGCUGAAGGGGCUCAGGUCUGGCCUCGGAGACAGGGACACUGCCUCGGCGAUCAGGUAAGGGGGACGGUGGGGAACAGGGUAGGAGGAGGCUUCACGGGGAGACGGCUAAGCGGGGUCUCCCGGAAGAACAGGUGUUUGCCAGGGUGGAAGGAGGUGGGCAAGUAAAUGAGGGCUGGAGGUAAAGCUCAAGGGAAGUCAGUAAGACGAAUUAAGAAAUCAGAAAGGGGGCUGUGGAGGGGUUCCAGCACGGGGGUGUGAGUGCGAGGGUCAGAUGGGACGCACCAGGCUGGGCAGCGCUUUGAAACCGUCCUGGAGUUUGGAUUUAUCUCGUGGCCAACGGGGAAGCCACAGUGCUGCCCUAACUCACAGAUUAAAUUCAGGGGAGGCAGCCGAAACCCCCGGGCUGAAGCGGAGGGCGAGGGGUGCCCCCAGCUAGGGACCUCCCAGUCCUGCACCCACAUCCCCAGGAGCGGAGGCUUUGGGCAGAACCAUUCCCCGGAGGUGGAGAGGGGAGAAGGAGCCCCGCAGUCGGAACCCAAGCGCACAGAACCACCUGGAACCUCCAUUCCGCGCUUCCUUGCUCUUCUCUUAUUUUUGCACUUUGCUCCGCCACCAGUGACCCCUCUCCCGCGCGGCCUCCGGUUCCUGGCACCAGUGUUUGCCCCUCGGCCGCCCCUUCCCGCGCGUGGUUCGACCUGGCGGGCGCCAGCUACAGGCACAGGUUAUAAACGCCUGGCUGCGGCAGCCGACUGCGGACUCAAGAUGCGCCCGAAAGAGCCGGGGUGGGCCUGCGCUGGAACCCCGCCCGGACCCGGGCACCCAGCGGCGGUCACCCCCACGCCCCCUCCCGCAGCCGAUCCCGCUCCGGAGCCCUCCGCGGAGCCUGAACCCGCCCCUGCGCAGCCACCGGCUACUGGACAGGGAGCAGGAUCCGGAUCCUCAUCAGUCUCGCGACCCCCAGCCAGAGCUCGCCGGGCCUCCGAACCUGGGUCGGAGGCAGGAGCCCAGCGAGCGUCCGCAUUCUCGGGACGGACUGCUCAGUCCGUGCACCGCAACUCGGAUGCGCCGUGGACCCGUUUCAUAUUCCAAGGGCCCUUUCGUCCCCGGGCCACUGGCCUGGGGAUUGGGAAGGCGGCGGGCAUCUGGAAGACGCCAGCCGCCUACGUGGGCCGAGGGCCCGGGGAGUCGGACCCCAAGCGCGCUGCCUUUAUUCGGGAGCUGGAGGAAGCACUGUGUCCUGAUCGACCCCUGCCAGCCAAGAAGGUCACCCAAGAAGAUGUCAGAGUGAUGUUAAAUUUGCUAGAGGAGAGAGAGCGGGACCUGAGCGCGGCGGCUCGCAUUGGCCAGUCCCUAGUGAAACAGAACAGUGUUCUGAUGGAGGAGAACAGUGAGCUGGAAGCCAAGCUGGGCUCGGCCGGGGAAGAGAUUUUACAGCUCAGACACCAGGUAAGCUUGCGGGAUGACCUCCUUCAGCUCUACUCAGACUCUGAUGAGGAGGAAGAGGAGGAGGAGGAGGAGGAAGAGGAGGAGGAAGAGGAGGAAGAGCAUCAGUGUGGCCGUCCCCAUGAGCCCCCUGAGCCGAGCCCCCUGACAGAGGUGAAGUCAGGGCACCACUGCCUGCAGCUGGGAGCCCUGCAGGAGCAGCUGAGGCUGCUGGAGGAGGAGAACCAUCAGCUGCGAGAGGCCUCUCACCUGGAUGCCCUUGAGGAGGAGGAGCAGAUGCUCAUUCUGGAUUGUGUGGAGCAAUUUUCGGAGGCCAGCCAGCAGAUGGCUGAGCUGUCGGAGGUGCUGGCGCUCAGGAUGGAGAACCAUGACCGGCAGCAGAGGGAGGUCACCCAGCUGCGGACCCAGGUCCUGAAGCUGCAGCAGCGCUGCCAGCUGUAUGGGGCUGAGACCAAGAAGUUGCAGCAGCAGCUGGCCUCAGAGAAAGAAAUCCAGAUGCAGCUCCAGGAUGAGCCCAGGCAUCCUGGCCCCCCUGGGGAGAGCAGGCACGGCUCGCUGCUGGACAUGCCUGGGUCCCAACAGAACCUGUGGGUGGGCUCCCAGCUGCAGGACCUGCGGGUGAGGUACACGGAGUGUGGAGGCAUGCUGAUUGAGGCCCAGGAGGAGGUGAAGACCCUCCGCCAGCAAGCCCUGGUGACCAGCAGCUCUGUCACCCACUGUGCAUACACUGUACCUCUGGAGACCCUGGCCGAAGAGCUCAGAAUGUCCAUAAGGAGGAUUAUCUCAGACCCUGUGUUUUUUAUGGAAAGGAAUUGUGAAAGGACCACAGAGGAGGCAUCAGGCCUGGGAUGUGAGCUGCACCACAGUGAGGAGCGAGAGCAGGAACAGGGGAUCGAGGCUGAGAAGGGGUUGAUGCCAGCAGAGGAUUUUGUGGUGGAAGAUUUCAUGCCAGAGGAGGAGCUGUGGGCCACAGAAGAGGUGGUGCUGGCUGAGGAAGGGGUGACAGAAGACGCAGAGCUAGUGUCCGAGGAGGCUGAGGCCUGGGAAGAGGUGGAGCCAGAGGUGGAUGAGGCAACGCAGACGCACAUGGUGGCCUCAGCCCUGGAGGCCGGUGGCUUGAGCUCCUCCCACCUGGACAUGAAGUAUGUCCUCCAGCAACUGGCCAACUGGCAGGAUACCCAUUACAGGCAGCAACUGAGGCAGAAGACGCUCCAGAAAGGCUCCCCAACCAUGCAGCCAUGGCAGCAGCAGGCCAGAGCAAACGUGGGAGGCAGGGGCGGGGAGCAGCAGCCCUGGGCGCCAACCUGGGGCUUUCAGAGGCUGGAGGAGGACAGGGCCUGGGAGGAAGAGGGGCCUUCUGGGGCCACCCAGGCCUUUGGGACAAAGGCCUCCACCAGCAAGGGCCACAGUUGGACCAGUCCCCUGGGCUUUGCUGUUUCCCAGCAGCCUGCAGAGGCCCCACCCACCCCAGACCCUCCUUCCCAUCCUCCAACAUGGGACCCCCUGUCUGUCGCCAGCCCACCCUCUGUCCUGAUGAACCUGGGCCGGAGCCUAAGGGCCCAAGGCUCCACCCUUUUCUGGGACAGGCUGAAGAAACCAGCUGUCCUUCUGCAGCUGGUGCAAAAGCUGUGGCUGCUGGGCCUGGAUCAUGUGGUGGCCCUGGGGGCGCAAGAAGCCCAGGGGGAGGCCUGCUAGCUCCUAGACCCAGCUCUGAGCUGGGGCAGGGCUCAGGCCCUGGUGCAGGAAGGAAGGAAUUCUGAGUACCCUUCUAGCCAUAUGCCCUUCACCACUGACCCCCAAAUUAAGGGUGGCUCCCAAGUCCUUGCUGGCUUUUAGGGACCUGGCUCUCUUCCCCCAUUCUUGGCCCUUUCUUCUCAGUCCCUAAUUAUUGUUUGUAACCAGAAGUGUCUGUACAUGUGGUUGAGGAUUCUCUCUGCCUUUGGGCCUCCCCACCUCCCUGCCUGUGGCCUAUGAGUGUCCAGGCUCCUGCCCAGGGCCUGCUCACCCCUCACCACAGUCCUCCCUUGUGCCCACUGCUUCCUUCUCAGCAUUCUGCCCUUUCCCACCCUGUGCUCAUUAACCGCUGGAGGCUGGGGCUUAGGACCCCCGUAGGAGCCUGCCCUGCUCCCUUGCAGGGCUUCGCACUCUCCCGUCACUUUGUCAGCCUGUGUACGUGCUGGUGCAGGAAAUAAAGGACUUGUGUGCUCUCUG